Messenger RNA from Phaedon cochleariae (mustard beetle), 1202 nucleotides. Lineage: Eukaryota; Metazoa; Arthropoda; Insecta; Coleoptera; Chrysomelidae. The record is from the annotation of a GenBank genome assembly.
UGUCAACUGUCGAAUUGUCGUCAUUCGGUCAUUGUCAAAUGUCAAUUGAAAGAUGGAGGAAGUUUUUGUAUAAAAAUAUGUGACCGGUGGAAGGUGGACCAAAAAAAUACUAUUUAGGACGUAUUUUUUUAGAAAAAGUAGCAACAGUUAAAAACCAAAUGGGGCAGCACGUGUCUAGAACGGAUUUUGAAUGGUCGUAUACCGAAGAACCUCACGCAAGUCGUAGGAAGAUAAUUCUAGAAAAAUACCCCCAAAUAAAGAAACUUUUUGGAUACGAUCCCAACUUCAAAUGGGUUGUUACGGGUAUGGUUCUUCUCCAGUUCCUUAUGAUGUAUCUGUUGAAGGACAAAUCAUGGCUAGUACUAAUUCUAAUGGCUUAUUGUUUUGGAGGAGUUAUAAAUCAUUCUUUAAUGUUAGCUAUUCAUGAAAUCUCACACAAUUUGGCUUUUGGUCAUUCUAGACCAAUGCACAACAAACUUUUUGGAUUCUUUGCUAAUCUCCCUAUAGGCAUACCAAUUUCCAUAAGUUUCAAGAAAUAUCAUCUUGAACACCACAGGUAUCAAGGUGAUGAACAAAAAGAUACAGAUAUACCUACCUACAUUGAAGCUAAACUCUUCUGCACAACAUUUGGAAAAUUUGUUUGGGUUAUGCUGCAACCAUUUUUCUAUGCCUUCAGGCCUCUGAUAACCUAUCCCAAGCCACCAACAAAUUUGGAACUAGUCAAUACUCUCAUACAAAUAGUGUUUGAUGCAAUUGUUGUUUAUCUAUUUGGUGCUAGGAUUUUGGGUUAUUUGAUAUAUGGCUCUGUGAUGGCAAUGGGUCUUCAUCCGGUAGCAGGCCAUUUUGUGAGUGAGCAUUACAUGUUCAAAAAGGGAUAUGAAACAUAUAGUUACUAUGGCCCUUUGAAUUGGAUCACAUUCAAUGUUGGUUACCACAAUGAACACCAUGAUUUUCCAGCAGUUCCAGGUUCUAGACUCCCAGAGGUGAAGAGAAUUGCUCCAGAGUUUUAUGAUGAUUUGCCACAGCAUGAUAGUUGGACAGCAGUUUUGUAUGAUUUUAUUAUGGAUCCAGAUGUUGGUCCAUAUGCAAGGAUAAAAAGAAAAUCUAAAGGACUGAAGUCAUAAUUUUAACCAGAAAUAGUAUAAAUAUAUUUAUAUUGUUAUUGAACAAUUUUAAUAACAGUGCUUUAAUUGAAAAGUAUU